Molecule: messenger RNA, 3208 nt
Organism: Arachis stenosperma
Lineage: Eukaryota; Viridiplantae; Streptophyta; Magnoliopsida; Fabales; Fabaceae
Product: pentatricopeptide repeat-containing protein At2g33680
Exons: 2
Coding region: 135-2330 (731 amino acids)
Biological process (GO): RNA modification
Molecular function (GO): protein binding; RNA binding
Source: RefSeq, a predicted model, not a curated record
UCUCCAACUCCCUCCCCAUUCAUUAACGGGAGUGGAUCCCAUCCGGCAGAAAUUUUGCGGAUUCCGGUUAACCUCGGUAAUCUUCGCGGAUGCCUUCUUGAAACGAUGAAUGAAUAUCAAAGAGUAUUGGAUUGAUGCCUCUUUCUCCGCAACAUGCGACGGUUUUCAGAGACAUCCUCCACUGUACCCACCACACCAACCUCCGACGCGGCCAUGCUCUCCACGCCCGAACCCUCCGUAACGGCUCUUUCUUCUCCUCAACUCACCUCGCCAACGCCAUCCUCCUCCUCUACGCCAAGUCCGGCUUCCUUUCCAAAGCCACCCUCAUCCUCCACUCCAUCCCCACCACCACCAGAGACAUUGUCUCAUGGAACUCCCUCAUCAAUGCCCUCUCCAGGAACAAGUCUCACUCCUCCUCUGUUUUCUCACUCUUCCGCCUCAUGACAAGAACUCAUCACAUGGAGCUCCCUAACGCCCACACCUUCGCCGGUGUCUUUACCGCCGUUGCCAACACCUCUGACUUCGUCGCUGGCCGUCAGACCCAUGCCCUCGCCGUCAAGACGUCAUGCCUUCGUGAUGUUUAUGUUGGGAGCUCGCUGCUUAACUUUUAUUGCAAAAUGGGUCUUGUACUUGAUGCGCGCAAGGUGUUUGAUACAAUGCCUGUGAGGAACGAGGUUUCUUGGUCGACGGUGAUUUCCGGAUAUGCUUCGUUAGAGAUGGUUCAUGAGGCUGUGGAGCUCUUUGGGGCCAUGAAUUGUGAAGAAGGGGAGAUUGUUAAUGAGUUUGUGUUUACAAGUGUUCUUAGUGCGUUGACUAAGGGUGAGUAUGUGGACAUUGGUAGGCAGGUUCAUUCCCUUGCUAUCAAGAAGGGGUUGCUCUCGGUUAUCUCCGUGGGCAAUGCUCUUGUGACCAUGUAUGCUAAGUGUGGGACCCUGGAUGAUGCGCUAAGGACGUUUUAUUUGUGCGGGAAGAAGAAUUCGAUCACUUGGUCGGCCAUGGUUACUGGUUAUGCUCAGAGUGGGGAUUCUGACAAGGCUCUGAGGUUGUUUUAUGAUAUGCAUCAUUCUGGGGUGAUGCCAAGUGAGUUUACUCUUGUGGGGGUGAUCAAUGCUUGCAGUGACCUUUGUGCUAUUGCAGAAGGGAAACAAAUGCAUGGUUACUCAGUGAAGUUGGGGUAUGAAUUGCAGUUGUACGUUUUAUCGGCUUUGGUGGACAUGUAUGCAAAAUGUGGUAGCAUAGAGGAUGCUCGGAAGGGUUUCGAGUAUAUAGAACAGCCCGAUGUUGUUCUCUGGACCUCUAUCAUAACAGGAUAUGCUCAAAAUGGGGAUUUUGAAGGUGCUCUGAAUCUGUACUGCAAUAUGCAGAUGGACGGAGUUGACCCCAACGAGCUAACUAUGGUGAGUGUUCUUAAAUCCUGUUCUAGUUUAGCUGCUUUAGAUCAGGGGAAGCAAAUGCAUGCUCGCAUUAUUAAGUAUGGUUUCAAAUUAGAAGUUCCAAUUGGAAGUGCUCUUUCUGCCAUGUAUGCUAAGUGCGGAAGUUUGGAUGAUGGGUACCGUAUAUUUUGGAGGAUGCCUAACCGAGAUGUAAUUUCUUGGAAUGCAAUGAUAUCUGGACUGUCUCAAAAUGGUCGUGGUAAAGAAGCCUUGGAGUUGUUUGAGAUGAUGUGCCAGGAGGGAACAAAGCCCGACACAGUCACAUUUGUGAAUCUUCUCUCUGCCUGCAGCCAUAUGGGUCUAGUGGAUAGAGGCUGGGCUUAUUUCAAAAUGAUGUCUGAUAAAUUCAGCAUUGAUCCAACAGUAGAGCAUUAUGCCUGCAUGGUUGAUAUCUUGAGCCGUGCCGGUAAACUCAAUGAAGCAAAGGAAUUCAUUGAAACAGCAACAAUUGAUCAUGGUUUUUGUUUGUGGCGCAUAUUGUUAGGGGCCUGUAGGAACUAUCGUAACUAUGAUAUAGGUGUCUAUGCUGGUGAGAAACUAAUGGAGCUAGGCUCACCAGAAUCAUCUGCUUAUGUAUUGUUAUCAAGCAUAUAUAUAGCUUUAGGAAAGAAGGAUGAUGUAGAACGUGUAAGGAGAAUGAUGAGUGACCGAGGGGUGACUAAAGAACCUGGGUGUAGUUGGAUUGAGUUGAAGAACUUGGUUCAUGUAUUUGUUGUUGGAGAUGAUAUGCAUCCAAAGAUUCAUGAAAUACGGUCACAGUUAAGGUUAUUGACCAAAUUGAUGAAAGAUGAAGGAUAUCAACCUCUUUCAGAUCCAUUGCCUGCAACUAUCAGAAAUGAUUUGAAAGAUCAUGAAGACAGUGAAGGGAUACAACUCAUGGUUUGUUCUAGCAUGUAGCAUGAAUAGGAGGAUGAUCCACUGAUUAUUAUUUAAUUAGUCAUUGCUCUUUCUCUGGUUAAAUGCUGGCAUGAAUCAAUGAAUAGGAACCAGAUAACGAAGCACCAUCGAUCAAUCAGAUUCAGAGAGAAGUUUUGAAGGUUAGCAUAGAGGAUAACCAGCUUCAUUUGCACUGAGCAAAUCAUCACAGCUAUCAAAAUAGAUAUGGAGAAAUGGAAGUCCUCCUUGAAAUUGCUAUGCACAAUGUUGUCAUAGGGGAAUGAAGUAAAUUUAACAUGUUUUCAGAGUUCUAUACUUAGUCAACAAUUUAAACAAUUUUAGCUUUAUUAGGUUCCAUUGAUUAGUACAACGAGAUUUUAUUUUUAUAAGUACUUUUAAAUUUUAUUAACAUAGAAACCCUCAACCGUAGAGUUAAUUUGGUUUAUGUUGAGACCCCCAAUCCAUUAUCUAUGAUUUUUAUUAGGUUUAAUUUUAUUCUGCAAUUUUAAGGUAUUUUACACUUUUAAAGGUUUAAUUAUUCUGUUGGUCCCUAUAGUUUCGCAAAAUUUUUAAUUAGGUCUCUAUAAUUUUUUUCUUUUUAAUUGAGUCCUUGUACCAAUUUUUUUUAAUUGGGUCCCUAUUUUUUUUUUUAUUUGGAUUCCUACACCAAUAUUUUUUAAUUGGGUCUUUAUACAAUUAAACUAAUUACUGCCACAAGGGACCUAAUUGAAAAAAAAAAUUUAAUGCAGGGACCAAAUUAAAAGAAAAAAAAAGUAUAAGGACCUAAUUAAAAAUUUUGCAAAACUAUAGGAACCAACAGAAUAAUUAAACUACUUUUAAAUAACUACAACUUAUUUUGCAAAACUAUAGAGACCAACAGAAUAAUUAAACUACUUUUA